AUAAACAUUUGCCCAGUCCAGUUACCUUUUGCCCUUCUGAUUGUUAACAUCGAAACAAAAAUUCCUUCGCCUUACCAUAACAAGCCAAAAAUAAGUCUAAAUCUACCAUGCUGACCAAAAAUGAAGCUAGAGAAAUUAUUUUCUUCGCAUUUUCCAAUAUGUUCGUGGGACCAGCAAUUUGUAUGUGGGGAAUGUAUCCCCAGUUUCGAAAUUACAUGGACGAAAGUGAGGCCAAAAAUUUCACCGGUGUGGAGCUAGCACUGAAAUAUUAUCCGGUUUUCUGGGCCAAUGCUUCCCUCAUAUUCUGCUCUUCUGUUUCCGGAUUAUGCGCAGAUGUGGCAGUCAUGAGAUUCUUGGACAUCCCUAAUUGGCGGAUCAAAUUAGGAAAGGUGGCAACGUUCUUGUCGACAUCGUUAUGGUGGCAAGCUCUGCUGUUCAUAUUCUACGACGUUGAUCCGAUGAAGUGGAGGACGCCGGACGGAACUCUGGCCUCAUGGGGACCGAUUGAGUUGUCCGUCCCGACAAUUCUUUAUUAUGUAUUCGUGCAACUUUAUUUUUCAGAAAUAUGCUACAAAUUGGUUUAAGAGGAAGAGGAUGAAGAUUAGGAAAAAUCUUGUAAAGAGGAUGGAUAGGAAAAGAGCGAGUAGGUGACUUCUGGAGAAAUUUAUGCACGCAUUUUCUUGUAAUCGAGUUAAAAGUUAGAAGCUUCAGGAGGUAAUUAUUUAAAUCGUGUGUGCAAUGUACAUACCUAUAUUAUUUUAAACAGUUAUAAGUAUGCAGUGAGACUUAUCAAAAUUAUGUACAUACGGCGGAAAUAUUUUAUUACGAUGGUUCAAAAAUCGGUAUUUGUGUAAUAAUUAAGCAAUUAUUUAAGUAA
Messenger RNA from Folsomia candida, 877 nucleotides. RefSeq lists its product as uncharacterized. The record is from RefSeq and is a predicted model, not a curated record. Bases 108 to 584 code for a protein of 158 amino acids. Lineage: Eukaryota; Metazoa; Arthropoda; Collembola; Entomobryomorpha; Isotomidae. The transcript has 2 exons.